This is a messenger RNA of Cucurbitaria berberidis CBS 394.84, 570 nucleotides long. RefSeq lists its product as uncharacterized. The transcript has 2 exons. Lineage: Eukaryota; Fungi; Ascomycota; Dothideomycetes; Pleosporales; Cucurbitariaceae. Gene Ontology annotation, cellular component: membrane. The record is from RefSeq and is a predicted model, not a curated record. Bases 1 to 570 code for a protein of 189 amino acids.
AUGGCUAUUGCACGCCUCCAGACCAUAGUCGCCUGUAUGACAUGCGCUGAGCCCAAGGACACCACGUACGCCGACGAGAAGCUCGCGCUCCUUCGCGACGAUGACAUCCGCUGUGCCAUAGAUAUAGCAGACGAUGUGGUCAACACUAUGCUCCGCACCGCGACUACCGGUCACGCGUUACGAAUGCAACUCGACUCCAUCGUUGGCGUCUAUGGCUGGAAAGAAAACAUCGCGAAGUGGGUGCUCGAGAAACUCACGUUAGCCCUCCAAGACGCACACGAGACGCUCGGUCCAGCAAUGCGCGAUGCAUACCACAAGGCCUGGGACGUCGCUCGGAGCAUCGAAGGCUUCGUUAUCGAGCACCCGAUCAUGUGCACGAUGAUCGCCUUGGGCGUGCUAGCCAUACUAUCUCCCUGGGUCCUCGAGGCGCUAGGAUUCGCGGAAGCAGGGCCCGUUGCAGAUACUUUCGCCGCAUGGUGGCAGUCGACAUACGGCGGGCUCGUGCCAAAAGGGUCGUUGUUCUCUUUCUUGCAGCGCUUAGGCAUGACGUGGCAUCUCCUUUGCAUCUAA